Dermatophagoides farinae (American house dust mite) is the source of this 803-nucleotide messenger RNA. Its product is annotated as protein dj-1beta. Gene Ontology annotation, cellular component: cytoplasm; mitochondrion; nucleus. Gene Ontology annotation, biological process: response to oxidative stress; glyoxal metabolic process. The record is from RefSeq and is a predicted model, not a curated record. Lineage: Eukaryota; Metazoa; Arthropoda; Arachnida; Sarcoptiformes; Pyroglyphidae.
GUUAUUUGUAUUUUUGUUGAAAAUAAUGUUUUUGUAUAAUCGCACAUUACAAUUAUUGAAAAAUAUUAAUCCAAAUAAAUUACUUCAUUGCAUUCAUUAUUUUGAUUGUCCAAUACGACAAAAAUCUCAUGCAUCAAUUAUGUCAAUGAAAAAAGCAUUGAUUAUUUUAACCGAAGGUGCCGAAGAAAUGGAAUUGGUUAUAACGGCCGAUGUUCUUAGACGUGCACAGAUUGAUACAACUAUCGCUGGACUGAACACAACGAAUCCGGUAAAAUGUAGCCGUAAUGUUAUGAUUGUACCUGAUAAAAAUCUAUCCACAAUAAAUGUUGAUGAAUUUGAUGCAUUCAUUUUACCUGGUGGUAUGCAAGCAGCAAAUACAUUUGCCAAUGAUGAAACAAUUGGCACUAUAUUGAAACAAUUUGAACAAGCUAAAAAAGUGAUUGCAAUCAUUUGUGCAUCACCGAUUGCGUUGAAACAUCAUGGUGUUGGUUUAAAUCGUCAUAUUACAUCACAUCCAUCCGUUGCCGAACAAUUGAAUGAUAAAUUCAAAUAUAGUGAUGAUCGUGUUGUCAAUGAUGAUGGCCUAAUCACAAGUCGUGGACCUGGAUCUGCAUUCGAAUUUGCAUUGGAAAUUGUCAAACAAUUGGCAGGCGAAACAAAAGCACAAGAAAUUCAACCACCAAUGAUGUUGAAAAAAUGAAACACAGUUUGGAUAUAAUAUUUUCUUUUGUUUGUCAUGUUAUUUUAUUUCAUAUUCAACACAAGAAGAAAUAAUUAAAACUGAAAGAUUCUAUAUUCACAAA